This is a messenger RNA of Paramecium pentaurelia, 1279 nucleotides long. The record is from the annotation of a GenBank genome assembly. NCBI's taxonomy places the organism in Eukaryota, Ciliophora, Oligohymenophorea, Peniculida, Parameciidae.
AUGUAAAUUAAUUUUUGCACUCCUCAGUUCUUUUUUAAUAUUUCUCAAAAGUUCCCAUUCAUAGUGUAUGAUUUUAGAGAAAAUCAAAACGGUUACCUAAAAAAUAGUAUUCAUAUAACUAAUUUGGAUAAUAUUGACACAGUUGCAGAUAUUUAAAAACAUUUUCAAUAUCCAGAAUAAAUUUCAGAACGUCAGAAACUAGAAAAAUUAUUUAACAAUAGAAAGAGGAAUUAUAAUUUUUUUGUUCCUUUUGAUACAUCAGAUAUGUUCAGUUUGAUUUUUAAACAUAAAAUAAAAAGUGAAGGAUCCUAAACUUCUGAUUAGUUCUGUAUUCCUAUAAAAGAAGUUAUUUCAUUAUCGUAAGAGAUUACAAAAAUUACAAAUAAGAAUAAUAUGUUUCAAAGAAAAAAUAGAGCUUAAACUAUGAUCUUAUAAUAGAUUGAUGAUCAAAUAGUUGAAGAUGCUUCACAAUAAAAUUUAUUUUAAUAAGGAAACAAAUAAACUAUUAUAUCAAGUAGAAGACUUCUUGAAUUACAUGGUAAUGAUUUGGUAUUUAUACAAAGAAACUUCAAUAUCAAGUGGUCCAAAGAUUAAAUACAGAUCUGUUAGCCAACCAUAAAUAUUAGAUUAUGGAGAUGAGUGUUUCUAUUCAAAUUCAGAGAUUUUUGAUACUAUGUUCAAAGCAUAUUAAGUAUUCUAGAAAGACAAGAUUAGAUAAAUUUACAUUCUUUUAGAUCCUGUUCAAAUUAUUUUUGCAAAUUAUCCUUUUUUGAAUUAUAGUAUUGUUAGAAAUAGAGGUUUCUUGGAUAAAACAUUUCCUAAUGAAAUAAUCGAAAAGAAAUUGUAUUUAGGGAAUGGUGAACAUGCUUAAGACACUGAAAUGCUUAUAGAUAUAUUAGGUAUAACUCAUGUUGUAAAUGCUACUGUUGAAAUAUAAAAUUACAGUAACUAAUGUAAUACAAUAUAUCAUUAUAAAUAUAGUGAAAUAUCUGAAAGUAGAAAUUUAUGAUGAACCACAAGUUUAUAUUAAAUAAUAUUUUGAUUAAGUAUAUUAAUUUAUAGAGAAUGCAUUUUAAGAAAAUGGGAAGGUUUUUUUGUUAUCAUUAAUGAAUAGGUUUUCAUACAUUGUGCAUAAGGGAAAUCAAGAUCAGCUUGUUUUACUGUAAUGUAUUUGAUGAGAAAGAAUGAUUGGUCUUUUGAAUAAGCUUAUGAUUUUGUUAGAGAAUGCAGAGAAAUUGUUUGUAUUAAUGAUGGUUUUAUUAAUUAAUUGAUCGAUUGA